This is a messenger RNA of Haliotis rufescens (red abalone), 4019 nucleotides long. RefSeq names its product solute carrier family 23 member 1-like. The transcript is spliced from 12 exons. Gene Ontology annotation, cellular component: membrane. Gene Ontology annotation, molecular function: transmembrane transporter activity. The coding region runs from base 72 to 1895 and encodes 607 amino acids. The record is from RefSeq and is a predicted model, not a curated record. Lineage: Eukaryota; Metazoa; Mollusca; Gastropoda; Lepetellida; Haliotidae. Gene Ontology annotation, biological process: transmembrane transport.
UCUUCAGUGCUUGUAGGUUGUUGGAAGACACGACGUUAAGCAAGUUUAUAUAAGACAGUCGACGCAGGAAGAUGGACAUUGAACAACAGGCUGUUGAAGGUAAUGGUCUUUUUGGUAUGAACACGGUGCGGGAGAGUACAGGGGAUUCUACAAAGAAGGUGCCAACUAGCACGGAGACGGAAAUUGGCAAGAUGACAACACGGCACGCCAAAAGGAUGAUCUUCAGUGUCAGUGACGUUCCGCCCAUCCCUGCUACUCUGACACUGGCCUUCCAGCAUGUCCUCCAGUCCAUGGCAAGCCUCUUAUCGGGAGCCAUUAUAUUCUCGGACCUCGUCUGUGCCUCAGAUCACGAGGACAUCAAAACGAAGAUUCUCUCCACGACCAUGUUAUCGACAGGGCUGGCUACAUUCUUCGUGACGACAGUUGGUUGCAGGUUACCAAUAUUUCAAGGCCCAUCCUUUACGUAUAUCAUACCUUUGGUCACCAUGGCAACUAUGUCUGAGUGGAAGUGCCCAAGUCAAGAAGAUCUUAGGGGCAUCUACGCCAAUACAUCAACGAACUACACUCUCAACCAUCGCGGGAUGAUCCCUGUUCCUGAUGACGUCAUCCUGUCCCGAAUACACACGGUAAUGGGCAGUCUGAUGCUAGCUGAAGUUAUUCACGCACUAAUUGGAGCUACGGGAUGUGCUGGUUUUCUGUUACGUUUCAUAGGACCCGUGACAAUCGUUCCCGCUAUCUCACUGGCAGCGUUGUUUUUGUUUAAAGUGGCUCUGAAGUAUUCACAAAUGCAUUGGGGAGUGGCAUUUUUAACUAUGGCGAUUGGCGUUACACUGUCUCUCUACCUCAGACAUGUGACGAUCCCAUGUCCGUUUUGGACUCCAAACCGAGGCUUCCAUAUUAUUAGGUCCAAGUUCCAUACUGUCUAUGCUGUCCUUAUAUCCAUCUUAAUUGGAUGGGGUACAUCAGCCAUCUUGACCUUGAGUGGUGCUUUGUCCUCGGAACCUGAAAGUCCCCAGUACUACGCCCGCACAGACUCACGGACAUACGUCAUCAGAGACAGUGGAUGGUUUUAUGUUCCUUAUCCUGGUCAGUUUGGCAUGUUCACAUUCAACGCUGGUGUGUUUAGCAGCUUCUUAGUGUCUUCUCUCUUGUCAAUCAUUGACUCGAUUGCUGACUACAGCGCAUGCGCACGUAUUUGUCACGUGCCUCCGCCUCCAGCACACGCAGUCAACAGGGGCGUGGCUGUAGAGGGCGUCAUGAGCAUCAUCACGGGUGGACUGGGCAUCGGUCAUGCUACUUCAUCAUUUGGAAACAAUAUUGGUACUAUUGGCUUGACCAAAGUUGCUAGUCGUCGUGUUAUGCAGGUUGCUGGCGUUCUGUUCAUCGUAUUUUCCGUUCUCCCCAAGAUCGGAGCAGUUUUCGUGACCGUUCCGUACCCAGUAGUGGGUGGGACAAUGGUCGUGCUGGAUGGUCUAUUGGUGGGCGUGGCACUGUCAAAUCUACAACCGGUGGACUUGUCCUCUACCAGGAACCUUGCUAUUAUUGGUAUGUCUCUAUUUGUUGGGUUGAUGAUGCCGUACUGGGCUGAGACAACCACGACUGGACUCAAUACAGGCAAUACAAAAGCUGAUUCACUACUGAAGGUCCUUGUGUCAAAUCCAAUGUUCAUUGGCGGGGGUCUGGCAUGCAUUCUGGACAAUACAGUUCGUGGCACACGAAAGGAACGAGGUUUGGAUUGGUGGGAGGAAGACACGGCCCACCAUCCGGGUCACGAGACGUCAACAGAGUACCCGUAUGAGGAAGGAAGUGAUGUGUACGAGCCAUUGUUCAUCCCAGAAAGCUGGAAGCGAUCAAAGUGGACCCGUUUUUUCCCUGUCAUACCAAAUUACCAUUAACAAGGUGUAACCGAAAUCUACAUUUCAUUUCCAACAUGAAAUGUGUUGAUGAUGCAAUUCGGAAGCGCUAUCUCAUAUUAAGAGACCAAUAUAUUAAUCAGUGUGUGAGUAUAGAUUGGAAUAUGUUUACUAUAGAACAUCACCAAAACGUUAUUUUAGUCAGUAGUUAUAGUUGCCUCAAAGGCAUGACUCCCUUAAGCCUGAUGUUUUAUUUUUCAUUUAUUUAUUUUUCAUACGACAAUGCAACGACACAUACAAGAGUCUAUAGCGUCGUUAACUGCAUUGUAACAGUCAUGGCUGUUGCUAAACAGAUCAACAUGAUCUGCCACAUGGGUCAGCUGUAACGCGUCGCUGACUUCAAGCUAUCAAGGUGUACAGGCAAAUAUCAAUUAAAAAGUUAUUAUGUUAAGUAGAAGGGGAUACUUCAAAAGGAGGAACUUGAAAUUAAAUGAUUAAAAAAGGAUGAAUGUACUGGGUAUGGGGAGUGAAGCUUAACAUCUGUGGGUGUGUAUGUUGUAUGAAGAUAUGAUUGCUUGGCUAAAUCACUAUAUUACAGUAUGAAUUCUAUUGUCUACUGAGUUAAUAUUAUGUAUAAGUCUUGAAAACAUAUCAUGCAUCUGGACCUUGUAGUUUUGAAAGUCAACAACUAACAACAUAUUUUGCAGUUCCACAGAGUUCAUCUGAAAGCUACUGUCCUCCUUAUUUUUCAUCUGACAUUAUUGAGACCGUGUCAAACAAUAGUAUUGAGCCUCUUCUCUGACUGGGUUGGAUGUCCUCGUGGAGUUGGUCGUGCAUUUGAAUUAAGCAUACUGAUCAUACAUGGAGAUAAUGCCAUGUGCUGGGGUGUUAUCGUAAAAAAAGAAAUUGUCCCAGAAAAUUAUUGAAAAAGAUAAAAAUGCUUAAAAUAUGAAAUUGCCUACCUAAAAACCUUUAUUGUAGCAAGUUCCUUUUCUUUAAUCAAAUUCAAUAUCAUAGUUGUAAAUACAAAAAAAAAUUGAUUUUUUAGUUGUAACUGAAAAAUAUCUAAUCUUGAUACAAAACAGCUAUUGGAACCAUCCUGAAAAAGGUAAGUCUCGUCAUCAAUCUGUUAGAUGACCACCCACCCCUCUUUCCUGCAAGUAAUAAACUUCCUGCUGAACGGGAGGCUCUUCCCAUACUGGUUGUCCAAACUUAGGUCCAAAGUCCUCAGUUCCCACAUCAUACAUUUUCGUCUGUAUUUCUUAAGAAUGUUUAAGGCUAAAGCAUGCAGAUUCAGAAGGCAUAUUCCAACCAUAUGAGUUUCUUUAAAUAUUCUUCAUGUUUCUGAGCAUUUUCAUUUGGGUUUCUGGGAAUCAAUUGUUUGAUAGGCAUUACUUAGAAGUUGACGGAUGACAAAGUAGAGACAAUUUAUAGAAAACAACUUCUUCAUUUACCUAAAGGAGUAGUUUAUAAAAAAAUUGACUGCAACUGUUGGCAAUCCUACGAAGGUGAAACAUCCCGCCCCAUCAACACCAGAAUCAAAACGUCAACAAUCAAAUCAGAAGUAAAUCAGCAACUGCACCAAUCACAACAUCAACUGGGAAAACGUCCAGACCCUCUCAAACAACCACCAUGGCUUCACCAGCAGAAGCAGUCCACAUUCUCCGCCACAAGCCAUCAAUCAACAGAGAUGAAAGCUGUUUCAUUCCAUCUGCCUACUAUGAACUCAUUAAGCAAUAAUCACCCCACCAAUGUACACUGAAUCCUGUUUAAUUAGAUUCGUCCUAUUGGCUUCGUCAUCUUGUAUUGUCUGUACAUCAUGUUGUAACAGUAUUAUCCUUCUGUUGUCAUUGUUUAACCUUCUCACUUUGAUGUAUGCAAUUGUUGUUACUGUUAAUCCUCCACCUACUGUAUAUGUUCUGUACCAUUUUCAUUAUGCAGGCUUCUUUAAUCCCUCUAAUUUACAUUUUUUUGGGCCAGCCGAUUACUUAUGUAUUACCCACUAUUGUUUAUUAUUGUUUAACCCGUCUGGCCCCGACUGCGAAAUAGCCAACGGCUGAAGCGGUCGUAAAAUCUAUAAUAAUACUUAUGCAGCCUUGCUUGACAACGGUACAAGGAUCUUUACCAAAACGUCACCUUCACAGUAAAUAAAGAAGUUGGUAUCUA